AUGAAAUUAAUUCUCUUAAUUAUUUUUACAUUUUUGUUAUCCGCGUCAGGACUCAAUAAUAAAAGACAAACUUUAAUUCAGUGGUACAAUGAAAUUAAUUCAAAUCACUCAACAAAUGCUUUUAAAUUUGAAACAAAUGCUGAAUGUGUUAAUCAAAUAAUUGGAAAUUUAAACAAAUUUGGGAAUCAAACAUUGAAUUUUAUUGAAGCAAUGAUUAUUAUUUAUGGAGCUGCAUUAGGCUGUACGCAUGGAAAUGUUUGUCAUGUUUGGAUGGAGAUGCUUGCAACUUUUGUUGAUUCUUACAAGAAAAGUUAUAAUUUCGACCAAAUCGUGUGCUUUCAAUAUGAAUUAAUGAAGUCUGUUAACCAGAAUGUCCAAAAAUUAGCUGAGUUCAAACAAAGUUGUUUACAUCAUGUUGAUGAUGAAGGUCUAAAGGAACAUAUGAUUUAUAUGGAAAAUAAAUUUGGUAGCUUUGAUUAUCUUACAUGCGGUGCCUUUACAAGUCAAGAUUUUAAAAUAUUUCUACUAAGUAUCAUAACAUUAACGAAUCAGCAAGACCAAAAAUUCCAAAUUUACAAGCUUUCAACAUGUUUGCAUGCUAAACUCAAUGCAGCAAUCCAAUGCACCAUAUCGCGUGUCUUCUAUCAAGUCCAUCAACAAUUCAAUGUAAAUGGAAGUUGUCUAGUCAAUAUUGGUCAACAAUUAAUAUCAAAUCUUGGGCGACCAUCAACUUUGGGCAUUUCAGAUCACUGUGUGAAUAAUCAAAUAAUUCAACCAUUCAUUAACUGGUUUGCCGACUUCAAUAACAAUUUUAAUGAAAAUUUCGCUAAAAUGCAAGAAUCAAAUAAUGUUUAUUCAAAUUUCUUAAGAUUUAGAGAUCCUCAAAAUUAUAAUUUUGGAUGAAAUAAAAUUCAAAAUUGUUUGUGUUUUAAUAAUUUUUUUUUUCAGUAUUUAGAGGGGGGGAGGGGAGGGGUUUAAUACCCUCCAAUUCCCCUGGAAUAAUUUUCUCAAUUUUCUUUGUCGCUUCAAAACUUACUAUUUCUGAAUCUAAAGACGUGUCAAAAAAAUGUCAACUUCCCCUUCGCUUCUAGGCCAGGUGUCUACGUCUUUACAGAUGUGAACGGACGAACUAACGCAUUUUCCUCGCAAAGUAAAAACAAAUUACAAAAGUCCUCGUGUUAUUGAUCGAGG
Molecule: messenger RNA, 1191 nt
Organism: Chironomus riparius
Lineage: Eukaryota; Metazoa; Arthropoda; Insecta; Diptera; Chironomidae
Source: the annotation of a GenBank genome assembly